Molecule: messenger RNA, 741 nt
Organism: Pteronotus mesoamericanus
Lineage: Eukaryota; Metazoa; Chordata; Mammalia; Chiroptera; Mormoopidae
Product: putative speedy protein E21
Exons: 8
Coding region: 1-741 (246 amino acids)
Biological process (GO): positive regulation of cyclin-dependent protein serine/threonine kinase activity
Molecular function (GO): protein kinase binding
Source: RefSeq, a predicted model, not a curated record
AUGGGUCUGCCAGAGGUGUCCUCCGAACAGAAGGAUCAACAGAAGGAUCCACAGAAAGAGGCAGAGGACAGCAGCUUUUCCUUGUCAGAGAAAAAGGCCAUCCCUGAGCACAAAAUCAGCGGGAUGAGGGGCCAGAUGACAAGGAAGUUGCUGGAGGCCAAGGCAGCUUCCCAGGAGAGCAGCUCCUCGGCCUCCAGUUCAGCCUCCUCAGAAAUUAUCUGCAAGCUGAUGUCCCAGAAGAGGUGGCAUCAGAGGACCAUGUGGACUGUCAAUCACAUUGAGGGAACAAAACUCAGGAUGAACAGGAGGAGAAAACCCAGUUACCGUCCUGAGGACCUAGAAGCAUUCUACCGACUUCUGGAAGAUCCCAUUAUUCAGAGCUUCCUGGAAGCUGACACUUUCCUCAAAGUGUCUGAUAAGUACCUGCUGUCCAUGGUGGUAGAAUACUUCGGCCGUGUCCAGCUGCCAGGAUCUCUCUACAACAGGAUCCACUUCUUCCUGGCCCUCUACAUCGCCUCUGACAUGGAAGAGGACAGCCCCACAUCCAAGCGCAGCAUAUUCCAGUUCCUGCUGGGCAAGGAGCACUGGACAGAGCUCUACAAGGAGUUCCUGAAGCUGAAGAUGGAGUUUUUCCACGCGAUGGAGUACCAAGCCUGGGUAACCCAAGAGCUGUGUGAGGAGAUCCAGGCCCAGAACCCACAUCACUGGGUCUGGAGUCGGGAGCGCCAGUGCGCCCCUUAG